This is a messenger RNA of Dibothriocephalus latus, 808 nucleotides long. Lineage: Eukaryota; Metazoa; Platyhelminthes; Cestoda; Diphyllobothriidea; Diphyllobothriidae. The record is from the annotation of a GenBank genome assembly.
GAUGAGCAAAGUCUCAUUCCGAACGCGACAAAUCGACUUCAAUAGACCUCUCCCAAUUGUGAAGUAUGGAUCUGACAUGUUUUUUGAACUUGGGGAAGGAACGUUUGUCGGCCGGGGUGUACCCCAGGUUCCCAGUGGCAUGGAACGAGAGGAGGAAAACGAGCAUCACUUCCUCGAGGUUAUUCAAGCGCUUCAGCUCCAGAAACCGUCUGAUGUCAGCAUUCCUGUUCCCGAGAUCAUCGAUCGGUCCGAAGAAUACGAGAAGACUUAUACAAUGGCAUUCUCACCUCCGAAGCACCUCAUUCACAUUCGAACUAUCGCUCUGGCCGAGGAGGAACCUGUUGAAUAUGACAUGGAUACAGAUGAUGAAGAUUGGCUGCACCGGAGUGACUUGAAUCUAUCGCCAGAAAAGCGUCGGACGGAGCGCAUNNNAACCCGUAAAAAUCGCAAGAAUGAUGAAUACUCCUAUGAAAAAAUGCUCAUUCUUCGGGAGCAAAUGAACGUCUUAGGGUUAGAUAAGAAUUCAUUUUUGACUGGUGACUGGGACUCUGUGCACCUCGCGGAGGCAGAUGCGGUCGCACAGAAAUCUCCUAAAUCAUUUGAGCGCGUGCUGAACGCGCAUUCCAAAAAGUCAUCCUCUCGCAAACGGAAGUUGCCUCAUAGGUCCCCGGAUACAAUCAAGGUUGACAAUUCCGGGGUUUCUGACGAAGAGCAAGCACAACCGAAUGAAUCUGAUCCGUUUGCUUUUAUCAGACUCCCAGGAUGCAAAUAUCAGAAACCCCUGUACGUUUACCCCUAUUGUAUCUGA